GCCAUUUCUUCGCAGGCUUUCGUUCUCUACUCUUCUUUCUCUUUCUCUCUGUCCCUUUCUUUUCGGCAAUGGAUUAUAGUUCUCCGAGGACCGAGACGAGACGAGUUGUGGGUUUGAUAUAAUCCUAGAAAUACCUCACUUGUCUUGCCUCUGGAUCCCGGGGCACGUUUGAGACCAUCUGAAUACCGAAAAUUUUACCUCAGCAUCACUGAGCCAUUGAGGGAUAUUUUGAUUUAGUGAAGUGGAAUUAAACUGUGCACUGAACUGAAAUGAAGACUAAACAGCAGGAUCCUGAAAACACAUCAGAAGUACAAAAAUCAUUGCAAGCUCCACAUGAAUCCCAAGGGAAUGGGCAAAACAGCACUGGAAGUGAGGAUCUCAUAGCAGAGUCAGGUUUAAUAUCCAAUGCAAGCAAUGAAAAAAGAAAGGUUUCUCGAGAGGACAUUGAACUUGUUCAAAAUCUCAUAGAGCGUUGUCUUCAGCUGUAUAUGAAUAAAGGGGAAGUGGUUAAGACUCUCUCUAGUCGAGCUAGAAUAGAACCUGGCUUUACAAAUUUAGUAUGGCAGAAGUUGGAAGAAGAAAACUCUGAUUUUUUCAGGGCCUACUAUAUCCGGCUAAAACUAAAGAAGCAAAUCGCCAUGUUCAAUUAUUUGUUGGAGCACCAGCAUAAUUUGAUGAAGUACCCUGUGCCUUUUAAGACUCCGCUUGCUCCUGUACAGAACGGGACACAUCCUAUGGCUGUUAACAGCUUCCAUAUGGGAUACCCAAUUCUUCAACAUCCUCCAAUGCCAGCUACAGACCAGCCUCCUCUUGAUCAUAUGAGUUGUCGACUAUCCAGCUCUCAUGUUGUUAAUGGGAUUCCUGCUCCGGGAAGUUUUCAUCCUGUCCAUUUGGACUCUGGAAAUGGCACAAUGUCAUCUGUGCCUGAGACAGACGUGAGUCCUGCAUCAGUGGCAUCCAAUAAUCAUUUUCCUUUCACUCCAUCUGAAAUAUCGGGGAUGGGCGUAGAUGCAUCAGCAGUGGAUGCUAAUUUUUCAACUGAUUUGGUAGGAACUGGGAUAUUGCAACUAGAACAAGAUGGUGUAGUUGGGUCUUCACGAGGCUCACUUAAGUCAUUAAGUCAAUUCUGGAACUUAAGUUUCUCUGAUUUCACAGCAGAUAUGACAAACUUGGGAGAUCUCGAAGUUCUUGGUGAUUAUUCUGGUUCACUAUUCCUUUCUUCUGAUCCAGACAUUCUGUUCAACUCCUCAGAACAGGAUGAUAUAGUUGAAGAAUACUUUGCUGAUACUGUCCAGGGGGUUGAUACUGUCACAGGCCCUGUUUCUCAAUCAGAUGAAGAGAAAUCAUAGAGUUUCAAAGCAGGAAGUUCCAUUUAGAGACAUCAACAAAAGGUUUAAGGUUUAGCUAGAUGAUUAUGGCAUUGCUAAAGGGUAGUUCAUCAUGACGAUGAUCAAGAACAUUAAUAAAAUUUGAUUAAUAUGUAACCUUGUGAUUAUGACUUUUACAUUUCUGAAAUGAAGUCAGAAGAACAUCAUUGUUAGAUUGUGAUGCUGAUGGCAUUUCUGUUGAAGAUGAUUUGAUUUUUCAUUCAUAUGUAAUAAUCAAAAUUUAUAUUUCAUAUCAGAUGGAAGUCAAUAACAUUUGUGGUC
Molecule: messenger RNA, 1649 nt
Organism: Dioscorea cayenensis subsp. rotundata (Guinea yam)
Lineage: Eukaryota; Viridiplantae; Streptophyta; Magnoliopsida; Dioscoreales; Dioscoreaceae
Exons: 9
Coding region: 270-1349 (359 amino acids)
Source: RefSeq, a predicted model, not a curated record